Messenger RNA from Neocloeon triangulifer, 1263 nucleotides. RefSeq lists its product as uncharacterized. Gene Ontology annotation, cellular component: nucleus; NuA4 histone acetyltransferase complex. Bases 111 to 953 code for a protein of 280 amino acids. NCBI's taxonomy places the organism in Eukaryota, Metazoa, Arthropoda, Insecta, Ephemeroptera, Baetidae. The transcript is spliced from 5 exons. The record is from RefSeq and is a predicted model, not a curated record. Gene Ontology annotation, biological process: regulation of transcription by RNA polymerase II.
AUUUGUUUGUCUGGCCGGCGAGGCGAAGUUUUGUUGAUGGUUGUUUUCUGCUUGAGGAUUCAUGUUUUGAAGUUUCGAAUUUUAUUUUGAAUUUCCUGGUACAAUAGAAAAUGUCUUCAAAAAUUAAGGAGAAUAAAGACGACGAAGAAAUGAAAUGGGACAUUCUCAGCGAGUUGAGCUUGUUCACGGCGGUGAUGAACAACAGGCCCGUUGGAUUACACAAACACUUUAAAAUGGCACUUAUUGUGGAAAAAAUGGCUUCGACCAUGAACAAACCCAUUAGUUCUGAUUCCGUUUGGAAGCAUUUAGGAUCUAUGUACAAUCUUAUUUCUCUGGAUGAGAUGGAGUCUCCUAUUGAAUAUGAGGAAGUCGACUUCUCUUUGCCAAGCGAAUUCGCCAGUCUGCAGAAGCUGAAGGAAGAAACGACCGUAGAAAAGAAGAGCAAAAAGGGUGUAAAAGAAAAAGAAACUCCCAAGCGAGAGCCUCCAACAAAGGAGCCCACCAAGAAGGAAACCCCUAAGCCAGCAAAAGAAACUCCCCAAAAGACACAGAAGCCUGUGAAACAUUCCAGCACACCUCAGCAGCCUGCAAGCACGGAGACCCCCAAAUCUGUCAAAAACAAGUUAGUCAUCGUGCCUAAAAAGAAGGAUUCCACAAAGAAGGCCGAGACGCCUAAGGAAAAGAAAGAACCAAGGGAGUUGAAGAAUUUGGGCACUCCUGAUGUCAAACAGCAAUCCCGAUCGAAAGAGACCAGAAGCGGAGUAAAACCUACGAAGGAGGAGUCGCCUAUUCCCACAAGGAGAAGUUUGUCAACAACCAUGGCAGGCACCAAGAGACCAACAAGAGGUUCUGUUGCGAGCAGCAGUGACAGCAAAGCCACCAGCCCUGCUGUUUCGACAACAAGCUCUCGUUCUUCCACACCCGUGCCAACACCGAAAAGGAGGCGUAUUUAAUUAAACAGCAGUGUUUGACAUGAACCCUUAUAUAAUAAUAAUUUGGAAUGUAAAUAUAAAUAACAAAAAUCACUGCCACAAGUUUGUGGACAGGGUAGCACCUCCUGCUGACCCAAAGGGACCCAUGUUGAUUCCUUGCUGAGGCUGCUGGGCGUUUCCAAGAUUGAGUUGGCCCAUUUGCUGAGGCAGUGAAGGCUGAAAUUUGAUCAAUUAGUUAAUAUGAGGUUGAUGUAACAUUCGUGUAUUUAAUUUAUGAUUUGUAAUGAUAAAAUAAAUAAAAUUAACCUGCUGCGAUGAGAAAUCAAACAAA